CCCAACUCCAAAACAGCAUAAAUUGAAACUUUCCUCCCCAAAAUUCAACAACGCGGUUUCUCAAAUUCCAUAAAGCUACCAGCUUAAAAAAGCAAACCCCUUCGUUCUUUUGUUCGCAUUAAAUCGGUCUACAAAUCAUUCAGAAAAAAAGUACAUUCUUCGUUUAGGAAUUGAAUUCCGUUCAAGUUUUCAAAGGUCUCUCCGUUUUUGUACUGCAAGAUCAUAGAAGAAUAAGAAGAAUAUGUGUCCUAUGAGGUUUAUUUUGGUGUUCUUUUCAGCAUUUCUUGCUGGGUAUUUCGCCUGGAGAACUGUCCGUUCUUCUUCGGAAAUCGACACGGCUAUCUCGGAGGAUUCGAUGAGCGAAACGGCAUUGUUGAAAGAUAAACAAGAGUUCAAUUUCAAAAGGUUGGUUCAAAACGGGUUCUGGGUAUUCGUUGACAUGGCUAGCGGGAGGUACUUGUGGAGGAAUCUCAAGGAGAUGAAGAAAGAUUAGAGCAGAAGUAGAAUUUUUCAUCUUCUAUUUGAAUCUUUCCAGUGUAGAGAUCUUUUACCACUCUGUACGUGUAGAAAACUUCUGUUGAGAAUCUGCUUUCAGAUUGUAAGAAUCCCAUUCGCAAUUAAUGAAAGAAAAAUCAUAUUUAAGUUUCAA
Molecule: messenger RNA, 649 nt
Organism: Pistacia vera
Lineage: Eukaryota; Viridiplantae; Streptophyta; Magnoliopsida; Sapindales; Anacardiaceae
Exons: 2
Coding region: 242-493 (83 amino acids)
Source: RefSeq, a predicted model, not a curated record